UGCGAGGUUAUGAAGCACGUGUUUGUAUACAACAACAACGAUCAAAUCAACAGUCGAUUUAUAUAAAUUAAAUUGUUUUACAUUGAAUUAAAAAAAAUGUAUUAAAGCAUUUAUUGUAAAAAGUUACGUUUAUAUAUAAAUGUGUUUGAGUAUUUAUUGUAACAAAUAAAUAUCAUUGAAGAAAAUGAGUACUUCCAAUCUUAAAGAGUCAUUUGAAGUAGAAGCAAAACAUGGAGCUUUUUACAUCGGUGGAAGAGUCAAGUGGAGUCAAGACGGCGAAUAUUUGUUUUGCCAAAAUGGAGCAUCAAUAUCUAUUUUAUCAAUUAGCAAAGGAACUGUUAUAACUUCCUUGGGACAAGUUAAAGAUGAAAUAGAAGAAGAUACAAUAAACUGUUUUAAUCUCAAUAAUAAAAAUGAUCAUGUUAUCUCACAUCACAAAAGUGGCUUAUUUAAAUUAUGGUCUUGGAAAGAUGAGAAAAUCACCAAAUUAUGGAAGUCGAUUCAUAAAGGACCUGUAUCACAAAUCGCUUUAUCUAGUGACGAUAAUAUAAUGGCUUCUGGUGGAAGUGAUUCUAGUGUUAGAUUGUGGAAUCUCGAACAUCAUUCAUGUCUUUUUAAUUUAAAAGGAGCUGAAGGAGUCAUUAGUGUUCUAGAAUUUCAUCCAGAUCCCGAACAAAAAUUAGUUUUCGCAGCAGGCGAUAAUGCUAUAAUUCAUGGAUGGGAUAUCAAAACAGGAGAAGUUAAAGUCCUCUUAUCUGGUCACUUUAGUAAAGUGACAUCACUGUCAUUUUGUAGCGAUGGAAAACAUCUAAUUAGCUCAGGACGAGAUAAAGUACUCAUUCUGUGGAACAUUGUACAAAAAACAUCAGUGAGAAUACUUCCAGUUUAUGAAGGAUUAGAAGGAACAUUUAUCAUACCUUCGAAUAUCAAUUUUCCUGGUUGUAAAGACAAAGACAAGUCUAAAGGCAUUUUUGUAGCAGGAGCUGGUGAAAAAGGAUUCGUUACAAUAUGGGAAAUGAGAUCAGGCCGUGAAAUUUAUACUCAGAUGAAUUCUUUAGUUCCUGCAGCUAAAGAAGAUGGUGGUUUAUCAGUGACACAUUUAUUAUUUAAUAAAAAAGAUGAAAGUUUUGCUAUGGUUUCGACGGAUCAUAACAUUAUCAUACAUUCUCUGAGUGAUUUUGAGUGUCAAAAACAGUUUAUUGGAUACAGUGAUGAAAUUCUCGAUAUAGCUUAUAUCGGAGACAAUGGCAGUCACAUUGCCAUUGCUACUAAUAGUUGUGAUAUAAAAUUAUAUCAAUUAUCGACAAUGACCUGCCAAUUACUACGUGGACACACGGAUUUGGUUUUAGCUCUUGCCACAAGUCGAGCAAAUCGAAAUCUUAUGAUUUCAUCAGCAAAAGAUAAUAGUGUUCGCAUUUGGUUUAUGUGUAAAGAAAGUGAAACAAUGUAUUGUAUCGGUAGUGGAGUUCGUCAUACAUCGUCAGUUGGGUCGGUUGCUCUUUCAAAUUUAUCUUCAAAUUUCUUCGCAUCAGUUAGCCAAGAUUCUUGUUUAAAAUUAUGGUCACUUCCUCACGAACUUUCUGCAACUGAUCAAAAUAUUGCUUUAAAUGUCGAGCAUACUGUGAUAGCACAUCCCAAAGAUAUCAAUAGUGUGACGAUAUCUCCAAAUGAUAAACUACUGGCUACUGGAUCUCAAGACAAAACAGCAAAGCUAUGGAAUGCAGAAAAUUUACAAUUACUAGGUGUACUAAGAGGACAUAGGCGAGGAGUAUGGUGUGUUCGAUUUUCACCUAUUGAUCAAGUUUUACUUACUUCUUCUGCAGAUUGUACUGUAAAACUUUGGUCAUUAUCAGAAUUAAACUGUAUAAAGACUUUUGAAGGACAUGAAUCCUCUGUGUUGAGAGCAGAAUUUAUAUCUCGUGGAAUGCAACUGAUAACAUCCAGCGGUGAUGGUUUACUCAAGUUAUGGUGUGUAAAGACUUCGGAAUGUAUAACUACAUUAGAUGCACAUGAUAAUAGAGUGUGGGCUUUGGCUGUAAGUAGAGAUGAAAAACAAUUAAUUAGUGGUGGAAGCGAUUCUCUACUAAUAAUUUGGCGAGAUGUCACUGAAGAAGUUCGAAGAAAAGCCGCAGAAGAACGAGAAAGAAUAGUCCUUGAAGAACAAAGAUUAGCAAAUUUAUUAAAAGCCGGAGAACUAAUCGAUGCGUUAAAGUUAACGCUGGAUCUUGAUAAACCUCAACAUACUCUUCGAGUAAUUGAAGGAAUUUUAAAACGUGGUGGUAAUGAAUUAACCGAUGCAAUUAACGAGCUAAAGCCAAGUGAAAAGGAAAUUCUUCUUAAAUGUACUACGAUAUGGAAUACAAAUAGUCGGAAUGCACAUGCAGCUCAGUUGGUCAUUAAUGCUCUAAUGAGUGACAUUGGGAGUGGCUAUUUGCAAUUGCCUGCAUUAUCCUCAACAUUAGAAGCAUUGAUUCCAUAUACGGAGAGGCAUUUUAAACGAGUUACUAAUUUACUUCAAGAUCUUCAUUUUUUGAACUACACCAUCACUAGAAUAAAGCCGCAUAUUGAACCAAAAAUAAACAAUGAAAGUGAUUCAGAGAUGGAAUCAUAAUAAUGUAAAUAAUGAAAAUUAUAUUGUGAAAAUUUCUCGAUAUUUUUUUGAAUUAAAGCAAAAAUAUUAAAUAAAACAA
Molecule: messenger RNA, 2690 nt
Organism: Chelonus insularis
Lineage: Eukaryota; Metazoa; Arthropoda; Insecta; Hymenoptera; Braconidae
Product: transducin beta-like protein 3
Exons: 12
Coding region: 185-2611 (808 amino acids)
Biological process (GO): endonucleolytic cleavage to generate mature 5'-end of SSU-rRNA from (SSU-rRNA, 5.8S rRNA, LSU-rRNA); endonucleolytic cleavage in 5'-ETS of tricistronic rRNA transcript (SSU-rRNA, 5.8S rRNA, LSU-rRNA)
Cellular component (GO): nucleolus; small-subunit processome; 90S preribosome
Molecular function (GO): protein binding; U3 snoRNA binding
Source: RefSeq, a predicted model, not a curated record